AUGUAUUAUCAAAACAUCUACGAAGACCUAGGUGUAGAUCCUGACAUUCCAGAUGGGAUUCGGGAUGAAGACCUGCAGGGUGAUCUGGAGGGUGAUGAGGGGUUUGAGGAUCUGUGCCUUGAUGAGUCCACUGAAUUUUUGGAACUCGAGGGCAAUGACCUGCAGCCCCCUCAGGAACAGACAGUGGCCCUACAACCUCCUGGUCAGCCCUCAUCAUCAGCAGCAGAGUCUUCCUCUCCUGCCUUGUCCACUCAGAGCCAGAUGGAAAGUGUGGGACCAGAUGGCCAAGCUGGUUAUGACCACGUCAUUAGGCUGGCCGACAGUCUGGUUGACCUGCGCCAUCAGGGUUUUGUCACUCAGGGUAAGGUGGAUGAGAUUGUCAUUCUGUGGAAUCAACUGUCAGAUCAUGACAAGGGCACUCUCAUCUAUCCCCCCCGCCACCGUGACAGAGUCCUGAAGGGUCGCUUCAAGGUCAGCCAUUCAAAGACCAGUGUGACCCCUGGAACUGAAAGUCUGAAGAGAUGCUUCCUUGGUAAAGGUGGACCAGCUCAGUGGCCCAGCACAAGCCGGGUAGUGGAAGCCAUCUGCCUGGCUCUAUGCCGAAUUUACCCUGCCGGUCAGACCAUCGCCGGAGUCCGGGUAAACCGAUGGGCUGCCAUCCUAAGGGAUUACAGGAGGAUACGAGACAUAGUCCUGGGCAGCCCCGGAAUCAUGGCUCAGACAAAACUAAAACUGUUUGAGCUAAACCAGCUUACUAUCUCCCAGUGGCACAAUGCCCGAAUAAAGAGUCAGGAGAGGGAGGUCUUGCAGCAGGACAUUGAGCCUUUUACUGCUCCUUUGGUGGCCCCUGAACAGCUCCCACCGGUACUGCCAAAACUACCGGAAGCAAUCCUGCAUGGACACUCAUCCUUUGAGUUUAAAAUACCACAGGAUGCUUCUGGACAGGCAGCAUCGCGUUCUCGAGGCCAGCUUCCUCCAGGGGGUCAAGUCUCUUCUGCCUCUGCGUCUGUACCUGCUGCUGCUGCACAUACAUCUACCACAGCUACCGCAGCACCUGCCACACUCAUACCUGUUGGUACAGUGCUCAUACCUGUUGUGGGGCACCUGAACCAGUUGCAGCAGCAGACGAGAAGAGGGUGCCCAGGACCACAGCGUGGCGACGAAAGAAGCUGGUAG
Messenger RNA from Cyprinus carpio (common carp), 1176 nucleotides. RefSeq lists its product as uncharacterized. Lineage: Eukaryota; Metazoa; Chordata; Actinopteri; Cypriniformes; Cyprinidae. The transcript has 5 exons. The coding region runs from base 1 to 1176 and encodes 391 amino acids. The record is from RefSeq and is a predicted model, not a curated record.